Molecule: messenger RNA, 10595 nt
Organism: Spirodela intermedia
Lineage: Eukaryota; Viridiplantae; Streptophyta; Magnoliopsida; Alismatales; Araceae
Source: the annotation of a GenBank genome assembly
AUGUCGAGAGCUCCAAUCCUCGCGCUCGCUCUGCCCUCUGGGACGGGGCGCGUCCUCAGCAUCCAGUCGCACACUGUCCAGGUACUAUUCCGAAUCAUCGGUGUUCCUGUGUUUAAUGUGUUAUGUGGCUUCCACGGCUUGUCCUCCCAACGCAUGGAUAUCUGUCGUAGGCUGGAGAUUCCGCCUACUGUGUGCUUUCGUCUCUCGCCGCGUUGCGUUUCCUGUUUUUCAGUCAUGUGCCAUGAAAAUGGUGGUGUGAUUAUUGAAAUUUCUGGUAGCCGAGAGUAGGACUUCUGAACGUGUUCUUUUCCGCCAUCUGACAUUGGAAAAAGAGUGUGAGAUACUGUUCUUCUCCACUCUCAGGAACAUACUCGCGGAUUGUGCUUCUCUCUCCCGCGCCAAUCCCUACCAUCUUGUAUGGCCUUGAUCCUCCAAACCCUACCCAGUUUGCGUCAGUCCAGUCACAGUCAUCAGAGAAUUAUUUGAUUCUUCAUUCACGGGACAGGUAUCACUGGGGCAAUUAUAGCGUCCACGCGGUCGAUGGAGGUAUGCUUGCGCAUCGACAGAUUACUGCCCGCUGCAGCCUGCCUUAAGUUAUUUCAUUGGCACGGACCGUGUAUUUCUGAGGCUCACAGUGCCGACUGGGGGCUGUACCCUAAGUUAGAAGAUGAAGCAGAUAGGCACAUUUCUGGUACUCACUUGCAAUGCAUUUAUUCCUGAUCUAUCUCCGUGGUAGUGGCCAAUUUAAUGAUAACUAGUCGUAUUUUUUCUCCCCAAUUGCUCCGAGGAGGGAAUGAUUAGUGAAGGCUUACAAAGUUUCCUCCCACACCCAUGUCGAUUACAAAAAGCUUAGCAUCAAGUAUGGACUCAUUUCCUUGUGCAUUUUUUCCUCCUCACUAAACCUGAUGAAGAAAGUUUAACAAUUCAGUGUCAAGUGUUAGAUAUGGAAAUUAACGGAAAGAAAUAAAAAUGUUCAACCAUAUCAUUGAAUGGGUAGUGAAAGAGAAAUAAUUUGUAGAUGAUUAGAAGUAAAUGAUCUUAGGAAUGACCCCCUUGUAGGCUGCCCGUCUGAUGCAGGGUUAGUUAGUGCUUCUUGUUUACAAUUAGUUGUCACCACAGUCGAAAUUUAUAGUGCAUACUGUCACAAUCAUUUGCUCUUACAAUUACAGCAUCAAUCAGUCAGUUUAUCAUUAUUAUUGUUAUAGUCCAUUGUACCACAAUUUGACACAAUGGAGUUAUUGAAAAAGUACAAUUAUUUGCUAAUAUGUUUACAUUUCGUGUAUCAUUAUUAUAGAAAAUAUGGUAAACAUCCACACAUUUCUCUUUCUAUUGUUUUAUUGAAUGAGCAAGUCAUGUUGUAAUAAUCAUGAACCACAACACGGUUCGCAUUUACAUCACAAUACAGUGACAUGGAUUGAUGCGUUUGGAUUGGCCUGCGUCAACAAACCAUGUUAAAUAUUGCAAUACACAUAUCCAUUUAGUAUUUUCAGCUAGUGUCUAUCCUGAUAUCCUGGGUGAUGACACAGUACCAGUGUUCUUUUGCCUAUUUUGGAGUCCUGUCAUGAGUUUGAUCUAGAUGUAUUAUUAUUGUACUCUUGCGAUCCACCCGUUUUCUAGAAAUAAAAAUGGCGGUUUGCAUUUCUUAAAACUUUUAAAGCGGGGGUUUUAUGAUUGGUAGUUUCAUUAUGGUACACCUGAAUUUUAAUUGAUCUUUGGUGAACUUAAAAUGCAUUUACGUGAUCUAGUCCUUAUAGGUUCUUGUAUACAUUGUCUUUUUCCACAGCUUUUUCAACUUCUACAGAGACCGUUUUUUCUCUUGUUCAUCAUUAUAUAUUUAAAAUUUGCACAGUGGAAAACAUGUCAACAAUGGAAUUUACUGUAUUUUUCUUUUUUUAGGGAUAUGUUGGCAACAAAUCAGCUGUUUUCCCACUUCAACUACUUGGGUAUGACGUGGAUCCAAUCAAUUCAGUGCAAUUUUCUAAUCAUACAGGCAAGCUUCUUUACAUAGUAUCCUCCCGUCCAUCUCAUAAAUAAGGCAAAGUUAAUUUAUUUGUUUCUCUUUUGCAUGUUAUCUAGGUACAAAGCUCUUAUGUGAAGCCUAGUUUUAAUUACCCAAGUUUUUUGCAGGUUAUCCAACAUUUAAGGGGCAGGUCCUAGAUGGCGAACAACUUUGGGAUCUGAUAGAAGGUCUUGAAGCGAACAAUCUAUUGUAUUACACCCAUCUGUUGACAGGUAUGCUAUAGGAUAUCUUCUAUCCUGGCUAGAAUAAAUUUUAGUCAGAGUUUUCCAAGGUAUUUAUUUCUAUAGUUGAUACUUUUUUGAUUUUCAGCCAAAUCUAGGGUCUGUAUUGGGUCCUAUUUCUUCAUGCCUUUGUCCUGGCAAACCCAGAAGCACAGUGAAAAUGUUACCUAUCAUGAUGCGUUUUUAUGAAAAUACACGAUCACAUAUAUUAAAAUAUACAUCAUAUACAUGAGACUGCUCCUUAAAAUAUUUAUAUUAGCAUAAUAAUAAAUUUCGAUCUGUCCAACCUUUCUGUAGAAUACAUGGUAGAGCUCCUAAGAGCAUGAGAAUCAUAAAAAUGAUAUUUUUUAUGUUUUACCAUUGAAAAUCAUCAUAAUAUAUCAUUUCAUCUGUCACAGUCUUGCCUGACCUCCGGUUUUUGAGCAGACUCAUUGGGAAACGGAAGAUGUGACCACAUAACAUACUUUAAAUUGCCUUAUUCUCUGCGCAAUUUAAUGUCCUUGCGCUAUACAUCUUACAUAAUUUGAUCCCAUGGGUCUGACGUUAUCAUAAUAAGGUUAGGUUGCGGUGAUGAGCGCUGCCCAGGAAAUUUUUCUCGCUUUACCCAUGAAAUUAGCUAUGCAGCAUCACAUCUCAUUUUCCUUUUUCCUCUUUCUUUAAUUUGGUGGUAAGUCAUUAGAAUCUUGUUCAAAAGGGUUUAGCCUUCGAAUUUUAUCACUCAGAUUUGCCAUAUUUUGACUGAGCUAAGUCAAUCUUGUGAACUUGACUCCAGUAACACUAAUUAUUCCCUCAUGCCCAGUUGGAAUCGGAUGACUCUUCAAGUUACGAUUUUUUCAGGCCUUUUUAGUUCAAAUGUAAUUUUCUUUGGGUGUGGGAUAAAAUCCUUUUAUUUUGAUGGUUAUACCUCAAUGAAGGAAACUGUGUGAUAUGAAUCGUUUUUAUAUUUGAUAUAUUCACUGAAUACUGCUAUUAUGGCUCAUCACGAGUUGGUUCCUCUUGCAGGCUACAUAGGUUCUGUCUCAUUUCUUGAUACGAUAUUAAAGGUUGUAGAAAAACUUCGUUCAGUAAAUCCUGGCCUUAUUUAUGGUAAGUAUAGCUGAAGGGUGUUUUACAAAUAAGUUGUGAUUUUUGAAGAAAGAAUCAUGUAAUCCCAUGUUUACCAGUUGUCAGUGGUCAAUUUAAUAAGAAAAGCAAGAAAUAGUUAAUACCCCUUUAUAACAUGUAGGAAUGCUCAUUCUUUUUUGAAUUUAUAAUGAGCUGUCAAUGUGCAUUUGGAAUAGAUGAAUCUUUCAUUAAUUUGAGGUCAAAGUGUUUCUAAAUGAAUAUGUUGUCUAUUAAAGUGCGAAGGGAAAAGGGUGGAAGUGAAGGUCACCAAGUUUUGAGAAUGCUUUGUAAUGCCUAAUGUUUUGCUCUGCAAAAGCAGUACAGUUCUGUUAUUUAUAAACUAUUCUCAAGCUUCGUGUGCGUGUGUGUGUGUGCAUUUAUGUGUAUAUAUCUUUACACUGACACAUAGAUUGAUAUGUUUUUAUUUUCUCUCCUGACUCUUGACAUUAUUAAAGUUAAAUUGUCUCCACAGUCUCAUCUUUCUUUCCUCACUGAGACGCAAGCUGCUUUCUCCAAGUAUGCUUGUGGAUGUUUUGGAGAAUGCUGUCACUACCACUCAUUCUUCCACCUAGACCUUGAGCGUCUUCUUUGCAGAUUUCAGACUCCAGUCUACAUGUAUCUCAUUAUGAAGCAUUCGCCGCCAUCAGAAUUUCCUCAUUUGUGAGUCUAUAAACGGAUAUAGGUAAUGAGUACCAAAAGGAAGAUGAACCGCAGGAACAGUGCUCUGUGACCUGCUGAAAUAUCCCGCUUCUAGAAGCAAUACUGCUCCUGACUUUUUAUCAGGAGAACUCAUAAGAAAAUUAAUGGCAACUUUAGAUGAUUUAGAUAUUCACAAUUAUUGUGGAGUUAGUUUCGUUUUGGAACAAGCAAAUUAGGCCGACUGAUACUGCGCAUUUGAGUUUCAUUGGCCAACAGCUGUGGGUGAUGAAGAAAUUUACUAACUUAAUUGGGACUUAAACAAGUUACCUACAACUUAGGUGGUGUGAGCUAGCAUUGUUUUGUUACUUACUGAGUUUGCCUCAGAGCUGGACAGCUUUGGUUUCUCUAUAGAGGGGUAUUUUUUUAUCUUUGAUUAUAUUUGUCUAAUUGUUGAAAAAUUCCUUUGUAGUUUGUGAUCCAGUUAUGGGUGAUGAAGGAAAGCUAUAUGUCCCUUCACAGCUAGUGUCGGUCUACCGUGAGAAGGUGAUUGAUUUAUUUUAUUAUAGAUAAAUGUUUAUGUUUAUGCUAUUCAUUCUGUCUGGGAAAUUGAAAUUUAUGCAGCACUUUCUUAGUAAUAAAUUGAAUUUCAAAAUUUACCUAUAUGACCUUCUCAAUUACCUUCUUUGUUUGUUAGUAGAUAUAUAAGGUACAAGAGAACCCAUGAAUCAGGGAAUUUUCUUCAGCAGGAACAUUUGCAAGAAAUGGAAAAUCUGGGCAUGAGUCUCUGCACUUAUUGCAAAUGAAAUAUUGGAAAACAGUUCUUUUUUUAAAAGAACUUUUUUGAGACUUGGGAGUUUUAAGGGAUUUCCAUAUAGCCUAUGAUUAUGUGAAUCAGAAGCUAACCUUGGUGUGUUGGAAAGUCGUUCUUUCCUCAUUAAGGACCUCUCUGUUUGGUGGGCGAAAACUAGCACAUUUUGACCAGUUCUAUUAAGAACUUUCUGCUUUCAUCGAUGUUCUGGCUUUUGGGUUAUUUAGAGAAGGAAAAGCCUUGAUAAUUCUGGGAGAUUGAGAGUGGCCUUUUGAAUAUCAUUGCUUGGCAGACAUUGUUCUAGCUCAGCUUGCUUAGGGGCCCACAAGCGUUUCGGGCUUUGUGACCACAGAUACUCGUGGUUUUAACUGAGUUGGCUAUCCAUGAGUAGGGUUUGUAAACGUGGGGUAUCUCAUGACCAGGCUAGCAAAUUUGGACCUACUAAUAAUCUAAUUGGGUAUCGAAUCUUGCCUGAGUCGCUUGGUUAAAAAAUCAUAUAAACUUUGAAAGAAAUGUAAACCCCGGAUUAUAUUUUACCCAUUUUAUCAAAAACUGUAAAGAAAAUUUAUCUAGUACAUAUUUACAAAAGUAAAACUCUUGACCUCCUCUUCGAACCUAAUUCCACUUCUCUUUUAUCAUAGGCAUGGCUUGGCUAUGAUUCCAGAGAAAAAUUGUGGAUAGACGGGGCAGAGCUAGGCUGUGGAGAAUACUGGAAGAAGAUGAAAUGAAAAGAAGUAACAUUGACAAAUAUUACAUAAAUGUUGUUUGAUGGUUGCGACCAUCUGUUAUAGGAGUUACUGCACUAAUAAUGGCAAACAACAAGCCACAAGGAGUGGUAGCAGUCGCAGAAUGGUUUACCUUCUUUCUCUUUUUUUUCCAUUUUUUUCUUUUCUAGUGUUUCUUCUUUCGUGGCUCUGUCUGCAAUAGAAAAACUAAGAACCCCAGAGUGGCUGUCUUCCGAAAGUGUCCAGCCCCAAUUACAAUCCUAAGAAGAGUUUUGGUCACAUUGAUCACAGCGGAGUUAGUUUUGGGUCCUUCUGAGCAAGGUGUGGCUUCUAAGUCAUUAUCAAUAAGAUGAUGAACAAUGGUCAUUCAUUAUCGAUAAAUAAUUUUUGUAGAAUUCUGAUUUAUAUUUUGAACCAGAAGCAGUGCUGUGUAAGCAGGUCAGUUUCGGGAGGCAGUGAAGAAACCAGAGAUAGAAUUGAGGGAUGCAGUCACGUGCCCCUUCAGUAGAUUUAUUAUCUUAUAUUUUUGGAAAAUCGGAAAGUUAUAUUGUCUGCUUUUAGGUGUUCAUCAGAUGGAGUUACAUUUAGCCUCAUCUAGAGUUGGGAUUCUGGUCUUUUUUAUGUUCGACUUUGUUAGGUUGGUCCCGAGUAUCAACAUGAUAAGAACCCAGAUCAAAGAACUACGAAUAAUUCGUAUUAGAUGAAAGGAACAAUCUCUAGAACAGAAAUAUCAAAGAUAAAGCACACUAAAAGAACCCAGAACAGAUAGAGGGUCGCAUACAACCUUCCAACCCUUUCUCCUAGAUGCACGAGAUACUAACCGAUUUUUCUUUCUCCCCCUCCUUCCUGAUCAGCCCAUCCUUAUAUCCUCUCCUUUCCCUCUCUUAUUUAGGCAGUUAGUCUCCUGCCAUAACUGCUCUUGUCAUAACCGCUCUUUGCCAUAACUGUUCCUUGUCAUAUUGUUCCUUGCCAUAACUGCGCCUUCCCUCAAUCAUGCUAACCGUUAUUGACUUAUUGGGCUUUGGGCCUUCUUCCUUCUAGCAUAUGUGCGUGGAGCCUUAUCACAACAUCUUUCCAUUUUCUGGGGUGUUGGUUUUCUAUUUAAGUGGUGCAUUGUGGCAUGUUUCAUUUUCAGAAAAUAGUUAUCUAAAUGGUUGGUGUUAUUGAUUACCUAGUAGUUUCGUCUUAUUAUACAACAGUUCUAGUGUCACACUUAUGUUAGGUUUCCAUCUUUUCUUUAUCAUACCAAUCUCGUAAUCCUAACUUUGAACUACACAUUUUCUUGGUAGAAGAUUUACUAUUUGCAUUAAACUAGACAAUAUGAUAUGCCUAAGUAUCAAGUCUCACAAUGAAGUUUCAACGCCCUUGAUAAUCAGCCUUCUUUAGAAGCUAUAUUAUGUGAAUUAUACCUCAUAAGAGUAUAUUUUUUAGGUUGUUCCAGUUGCCUCAAUGCUGACACCUAACCAAUUUGAAGCUGAGCAGCUUACAGGAUUCAGGUAUUCUUUUCUUUCUUGCGUUUUCCUCUGCUUGCUUGAUAUCUGUCAGUUUUUUCCAGUGUCUUUAAUUUUCCACCUUAGCGAUAUAGUUCGACCGUUAGCACACUCAGUAUCUGUGUUUCCUUCGUUUUCCAUUCCAAAUCACAUAUGGUCUUUGUCUUUGAAACGCUUCUACUCUUCUUGGAUUGAUCUGACGUUUGUUGUCAUCAAUGAAAAUGCAUCCUUCAUUUCGUCAAGAUAUAUUUAACUUGGGUGUUUGUUUAUAUGUAGAAUUUCUUCAGAGAAAGAUGGAUUGGAAGCAUGCCGUGUCCUUCACGAAGCAGGACCUUCUAAGGUCUGUCUUUUAUCAAACAUAAACGUCUCUUUGGGGCAUGUAUAGGCUCUGUUUUGUAGCAAAUCUUAGAAUUGGUUGUAGGGUCUGCUUUGAAUCAUCUAUAGUACGUCAUAGGAUUCGGUGACCAAAUCUCGGUUUGCAUACGACUUUGAUCAUUCAUUGCCUUUGCAUACCCUUUACAUGGACGGUAUGGACAGUUUAUAUAAUCUCUGUGGUAUGCAACAAGUCCCCACAAGGAAAGAAAAGGCUAGCUGAAGAGUUACAAAAACUAGGGAGGAUCAUCAUACUUCGUCCUGAUUCAAAACUAGUGUUUCCAACUUCCUUUUACGAAAACAGGGGAGCCAGAAAACAGUGGAGUUCAGCUCUACUGUAGAAGCUUUCUUUUGCAUUCAGAUGUCAAAGAUAUGAGUGCCUAGAUUCCCAUUCCCAAUAGCAGUAAGAGUUCAUCAUUGGAGGUGAAGAAAUCACAAAAAAUCUAGUUAUUCACCUUUGGAGUAAAGAAAAUAUAAUCAAAUUAGUAUGUUACAGACACUAUGCCCCUAAAGCAAACCAGAAAACACCGUGUAUAGAAAGCAUUCUGAAAUAAUGAUGGACUGGGAACUCCUAUUUCAUUCACUUCCUUAAUUCUUUUGAGCAAAGCUUCUCUCUCACUUUCGAACAAAAACGCGCCCAGCAUCAGUUUCAGUUUUUGUCAAUUCACUAGUCGACCAUUUUUUGUUUCAACGACAGCCACACUGCUCAAUUAUUACAUCCAUGACAGAUUUUUUAAUAAGCAUAAGAUCUUCCGACUAUUUUUAAUUGUCUCAUUUUGAUUCAUUUACAUGGGACAUUCGUCCUUUGCUUCUAGGUAUAUAAAAUUCUUCGAAAUUUUACUCAUUUCAGAUUGUAAUUACCAGCCUAAAUAUGGAUGGACAUCUCUUUCUGAUUGGCAGCCAUCUGAAAUCAAAGGUAAUUUUUCACAUAUGCUGAAAUGUCAGCAAUGUCAAUGAAAUAUUCUUUUUCUGCAAUUUCAUUGAAAGUUACGGAUGGCCCAAUCAGGCUAGGCUCAUUUGCCUAGACCACGAAAUAUUAUUGCCAUGCUUAGCACCUCCGAAUGUCAGGGAUCAGUCUGCACAUUGUUCGCACACAAGUAUUUGCUGUUUCUGUAGCUAUUUUUGUGGCACUGCUUUCCUGCCAGUUUUAAGUAAAUUUCUAAAAUAUUUUUUGGACUAAUCGUACGAAUCUACUGUUGAGCGUUCCAUCGUCCACAUUCAACUAUGAAAAAAAAUCAUGUAAUUUUCCAGAUUUUUUUUCUUUCGACUAUCCCAAGUUCUCCAAAUUUCUAAAAAUGUCCUUCAGCCCUAUGUUUACGUUUUUGGUCCUGUGUUUCAGCCACUGUUAAGGCAACGAUAGCAUGAACAACCUGGAUCUGAAUUUUUGUGUGUAGCUUUACAGUCCCAUUUUUAAAGCUAGCCUCAUUUUGUUUUGAUCCAGACAAUAUAUAUUCUUAUCUUGUUGUCCAUGUAGUGGUCCUGAAAACAGAAUAGAUUCAAUCUGGGUAACACACGCCAGAACCUGCUGAAUUUUUCAGGGAUCAUGCUGCAGGGAUUCAUUCAUAGGGAUUCAUGCCUCAAUAUGAAAUGAUUGAGAACGCCAGAACUGACCAGUCCUUGCCUGAACAUGAUGGUCCGGACCGAGUUGGUAUCAUCUGUCCUAGAUCCAGGAGUGCUUCCAAUUUUUAAACCCAGGAUAGCAACCGAUGCCAAAUGUGUAUGAAGUCAGUGAAAAAUCAAGAUACCCCAUCAAGAUUUGCAUCAAAUGUGCUUGGUUUGGAUUUACUGCUGAAAGAGGAAACAUCAGCGCAAUUAGGUCACUUAAAAGAAGUGAACUGACGUUGUUAAACUGAUCACUAAAAGCAGACGAAGUGAUUACAUGGAGCCGAGAAUUUGUGAAGCCAUGCUGUAAUCUGUGGCACUUGAAAGAGUGUGACUUUGACUUAGGCUCCAUAAUUUCGUAGACCAGCUGUAUUUUUAUGGAUAUUACCAAACUCUGUGCAUGCUAAGAAAAAUCUUCUUUCCGCCAAUUCUGUCUGUAAAACAGUAAUCCCAUGCUCCAGCACAUGUACCCGUGAAAUGUAGAUUGCGUGCAGAAGCACAGUUCUUCACUUCAUAACUCGUUUAUGUCACUAUCCCUUGGAGGGUUUCUCUCAUUUCUCAAGAACAAUUUCUUUUCUUUUUUCUUUUUUUUCAGGGCCAUCCUCCGGAACAGUUCAAAAUUGUGAUACCUAAGAUUCCUUCAUACUUCACUGUAAGCGUCGACAUCCUAAAUAGUAUGACAAUGUAUGACCUCUGAACCUAUGAUGGCAGUUGACAGUUCUUGGAGCUUGUCGCAGGUUGAUGGACUUGUGGCAUACAUUCUACCUUUUCUUUAUCCACCGUUCAUAUAUAGAUAUAAAUUGGCAUUUCCUUUGGCUGAGUGUGCUUGGUGCAUGAACUUCACAUAUGAGAUGUUUUUCAUUGUUCUUUGAUAAAUAUAUUUAAAAAUAUUUAAAAACCUUAUCGUCGUUGCCAUUUAAUUUUUCUUCUGUUCUUCCCUAAUUAGUUAUUUACUUUCGUGAUUUGAAGGGAACCGGAGAUCUGAUGACUGCGCUUCUACUCGGAUGGAGUAAUGUAAGCCCUUCAUGCGUCUGACGUCCAUCUGGGAACAACUUCCUAUGCUUUUAACGGGGGUUAGAAAUAAUUGCAUUUUUUUUUUACUUUUUCUAGAAAUCUCCAGAUGAUCUGGGCAAAGCAUCAGAACUCGCAGUAGCAAGUUUGCAGGUAUUUUUUUGGAUUUUUUGAUAUAUUAUUUCUAAUUAAACUUUCCUCCUCCUUGCCGAAUAUCUCUCAUUGAUAUUUCUCUUCUCGCCUCCGGAAUUUUAAUUAUACAAGAAUUCGUUUUUAAAAAAAUUCCAAACAUCAUGAAUUUCGCGGCCAGAAAAUAUAUCUCAAGAUCUAUUACAAAAAAGCAUUUUUUUUAUAACUUUGGGUUUGUGCCGAAAAUGAGGAAAGCAAAAUAAUUCAGCCCUCGAGAUACUGCAAUGGGCUUCAGGUAUUGCUCGAUGAUUCUGUCUCGAUCGUCCCAUGCAGGCGCUACUGCAACGAACAGUGGCGGACUACGAAAAAGUGGGGUUCGAUCCCAAGUCCAGCAGCCUGGAGAUCAGGCUGAUUCAGAGCCAGGACGACAUCCGCCACCCGUUGGUGAGGUUCAAGGCGGAGAGAUACAGCUGA